AUGGUGUUCGGCCGUGCGUCGAAACCUUCGUCGAAAGACUUCACCGGCACUUCUCUGUACAUCUGGUACGACUUUUUCUCCUGCCCUCAAGAUAUGCAUGGAGAAGCCCCGCUCCACCGAAGGCAGGCCAUCAACUCGAUCGUGAGUUAUAUCUCUCAGUGCAAGUACUUUGUCAUCCUGUGUCCGGCCUUGACUCAUGUGGAUCUGCAUCAGGAGCUCGGUCAGGAGACCUGGGCAGAGCGUGGGUGGUGCA
Molecule: messenger RNA, 253 nt
Organism: Symbiodinium necroappetens
Lineage: Eukaryota; Dinophyceae; Suessiales; Symbiodiniaceae
Source: the annotation of a GenBank genome assembly